AUGGAGAGAGAAGAGGAAUAUGAGCACAUUCAUUUAGCAGAGAUGAAAGACAUUAAAAUUUAAAUAAGAAAGAAUAGAGACAAUUAUAUGGGUGAAAAGGUCUUUAAGCGCUUAGCAGAUCCUUAAGCUUAUAAAAAUGAUACCAAGUGUCAUGUAUGCACAAAAAAGCUAAAAGAUGAUUAAAAUAAGCACUGCAAGUUUUGUGGUAAAAAUGUAUGUGAAGAGUGCUCACCAAAAAAGAGAGCAAACCCCUAAAGAUAAGACUAAUUUGUUCGUAUCUGCGAUAGAUGUGAUAUGCUAUACUUGAGAAUUCUUCUAGUGGGGGAUUAAAAUAGUUAAUAAAAGUUAGUUAAAAAAUAAAUUCAAGAUGAAGAGGAAGAACUCUAGAAGUAGAAAAAGUAGUUACUUGAAAAAUAAACAGAAUUAUCUAAAGUUUAAAAAGAGUACACUAUAAACAAGAGAGACUUGGAUGAAAAAAUAGAUGAUUUAUAAGUAAAAAUAGAUAGGAAUUAAGAAAAAAUAGAUAAGUAUCUAAAUUAAGUAAAUAACAUAAAUGGAGAUAGGAGAGAACUUUUUUAGAAAAUAAAAGAAUUAGAAGAAAAAUAGACAGAAUAUCUUGAUAAAAUUAAUGCUCAAUUAUUUGAAAAAAGCGAGCUUACAAAACAAGAAAGACUAUUAGAUAGCUAAUAAGAGAAAUUAACAGACUACCUAGCACAGCAAAAUUCGAAAAUAACAAAUAAAAAUUUGAAAAAGAAAAAUUUAGAUUCUGUUUUACUGAGAGGUAAAAAUGAUUCAUAAUUCAGAGAGAGCGAUUAUAAUGUAUUCUAAGAAACUCCAAACACUCCUAUCGAUCAAUAUAUAAACUUUUAAAAUAUAAAGCGUUCUAGCACUAGUAUGGAAAUUUAAAAAACAAAUAAAACAGGUAAAUAUAAUAAAUGA
Molecule: messenger RNA, 939 nt
Organism: Tetrahymena thermophila SB210
Lineage: Eukaryota; Ciliophora; Oligohymenophorea; Hymenostomatida; Tetrahymenidae
Product: FYVE zinc finger protein
Exons: 6
Molecular function (GO): metal ion binding
Source: RefSeq, a predicted model, not a curated record